AGAGUUCUACAGAAUGAUAAGGCGACCCUGUCUAGCGGUUACACGUUAUCUAGGAUAAGCCAUGCUGGUCAAUUACAGGUGUCAUGACAACAUUGGGGCUGCUUCUUUUGUUGGCUGGGUCGGUGGGUGGCGCCGGUAUACACGAUGCGCUGACUAAGGGACUGUGUCUGUGUGUGGCGGACAACGACAUCUAUGCCAGGGACGGACCUGGCGAGGAACACAAGGUGGUAGCGGUCCUACGCCAGGACGACUGCUUUCUCUCAAAGGGAGGCUACCUCCAUAUUUUUGGCGCCACGUGGUAUGAACUGCUUAACGUCCAAAACCAGGUGGGAUGGGUUAACGCCUACCACCUCCGUGUUAAGGACAGGACCGCGUGCGCAGGGUCAGCUACCGUCAGCUCCACCCCUUUCUCCAUCACCGGCUCUGAUCCGUUCUCCGGGGGGGACAUUUUCAGGGCGGGAACCUGCACGGAGGGCGGAAUGUGCAAAGAACAUCAAGUACAUGACCAGGCCUAGCAGCCCCAUCCAGGAGUAGUCCGUGGGGCAGUAACCAUGGGCCCACACUGUCCCAGGGGUCAAGGGGUCAGAGUCACACCGACCUUGACCCGCACCAUCUGUCAGAAAAUGCCAGGAAAGAGGAAAAGAACAUCAACUAUUAGAAGUGAGAGACAGAGCGAGGAAAGGGAGGAGUCCCCAGCCCCAACAUCGCAGAAACGGAAGCGGAAAGCCCAAUAUGACCCUGUUGAGAUCUGUCAGGAGUUGUAUGAGACCAUCAAGACUUACAAGGGCGAGGAUGGGCGGCUCGUCUGUGAAACGUUUAUUCGAGUUCCUCAGAGGAGAGCUGCUGCGGAUUACUAUGAAGUAGUAGCGACACCCAUCGACCUGCGUAAAAUACAACAGAAGCUGAAAAUGGAGGAAUAUGAGGAUAUAGACCAGCUGACCACAGAUGUAGAGCUCCUAGUCAGCAAUGCCAAGCUGUAUUACAAGAAAUCCUCUCAAGAAUACAAGGAUGCAGUAGAAUUGUUGGAAAUUUACCACGAGACAAAAAGCGAGCUGUUAAACGAAGCGUUUGGUGAACCGGAACAACCGAGGGUGGAGCGACGACGCAGCACAAGACAGGCUGCACAGGAAGUGGACGAGGAUGAGGAGGAGGAUGAUGCACCUGUAGAGAAGCAGUCAGAGGACGUGAAGGAUGACCCUCAGGAAAUAGAGGAACUGUUUGCUGCAGCCAUGAACGCUAGAGACGGAGACCGAGAUAUCAGUCUUGUGUUCCAGCUACUGCCUCAAAGAUCUAAAUAUCCAGAGUACUAUAAGAUCAUCAAGAACCCGAUCGACAUGAAGAUGAUUGCUCAGAAAAUCCAAGGAAACAUGUACAAUACAUUGAAUGAGAUCGAGAGAGAUUUCUUCUUGAUGGUGAAAAAUGCCAGAACAUUUAAUGAGCCAAAGUCUGUCAUCUAUAAGGAUGCAGUGGAAAUGAAAAGAAUUGUUCAGAAGAAGAAACAGGAAAUAAUACAGAGAAAAAGCAUGGUGCCAAAGCCACCAGAGAGAGUGAGAACAAGAAACCUACAGAAGAUGUCAGCAAUUUGUGCUGCACUGAAAUAUCCGUCAGAUGAUGAAGACGAUGAAGCAUCAUUGGAUGCGAGUCUGAUGGAUUACGAUGAUGAUUCCGGAGCGGAGACAAUAAUGUCAGAGGACGAUAAUCUGUACGUGAUGCUGCUGAAUGCCGUCAAAAACUACAAGCUGCCAUCAGGGGAGACCGUCCAUGAGCCAUUCAUUAAACUUCCCAGUAAAAGGUUUUACCCAGAUUACUACGAGGAGAUUGUGAGGCCCAUGUCUCUAUCCAACGUACGCAAGAAGAUCAAGUUUAACCAGUACAGAAAUCUGGAAGAAGUAGCUGCAGACCUAAACCUUGUGUUUGACAAUGCCAGGCAGUACAAUGCUGACGACUCCCUGCUCUAUCAGCAUGCCGUGAUUCUCCAGAAAGUGAUGAUUGACAAAAAGCGGGAGCUAGAACGACUGGAGACCAACAAGGACUUAGGACUCGAUGACAUGUCCUCCUCUCAGUUUGAUAUUCCUGUGAUGAAGAUCUCGCGCGACUAUUUUGAUGAGGACAGCCAGAUGAGUUCCUCUAGUAAACAGCGGAGGAGUGGCGGGCUGUCGGACAGUGACAAGAAGCGGGCCAAGCGGGCAACCCCGGAGGAGAUGAUGAAGAGGAGGCUGUGGACACUGUAUAGAUCCGUGUUUGAUGCCACUUACCCCAGUGAACAGCACAUCAUUAAUGACUUUGAGCUGAUGUUCAACAAUGCGCGUCUCUACAACGAGGAAGACUCGCUCGUUUACCAGGACGCGGAUCAACUUGAGCGAGUCCUGAAGACCCGGUGGAAGCAGGUUUGCCAUGUGAUUGAGUCGCGCCGAGCCGCGCUCAGCAAAAGGUACCAUCGACACAAGGCCAAGUCUCAGACUCUGUUACCAGUCAGACUCCAGGAAAUGUACGACGCGGUCAGCAACUACCAGGACCCCAAAGGUCGCGACCUUGCCCUGCCCUUCCUCAAGCUGCCACUCAAAACGGACUAUCCCGACUAUUAUGAGGUGAUCAAGAAACCGAUAGACAUGCAGAAGAUUCUGUUAAAGAUGCAGCAGAAUCAGUAUGAAUCCAUAGAAGACAUGACCGCCGACUUUGUACAGAUGUUUGACAACGCCUGUAAAUAUAAUGAGCCUGACUCGCUCAUUUACAAGGAUGCCCUGACCUUACAACGUCUGGUCCUGGAGAAAAAGAUGGAGCUGGCGGAUGAUGGAACCAAUGAUGUGCCAGACGUCAGAGCCCUGGUGAUGGAAAUGAUGACCAAUCUAUUUAUAUCUACCUACAAUCACCAGGAUGAAGAGGGCCGUUGCUACAGUGAUUCCUUUGCAGAACUCCCUGAAAGAGACCCAGAUGAAGAUUUGGAGACAUCAAAACAGAGAGAGAAACCCCUAUCCUUUGAUCAAAUCAAAAGAAAUGUAGAAAAGGGUCGCUACAUUCGUAUGGAUCGGUUCCAGGAAGACAUGUUUAAAGUGUUUGAGCGCGCUCGGAGGCUCAGUCGCACAGACUCUCAACUUUAUGAAGAUGCAGUGGAAAUGCAGAUGUUUUUCAUCAAGCAGCGAGAUGAGAUUUGCCGUAAUGGAGAGCGACUCUUGACCCCGGCCCUGAGUUACCAGGAGAAACAUCUGACUGUGGCACUCGAUGCGGAGAAACAGAGCAAACUGGAGCAGGAACAGAAAGAGGACGAAGACAAACAGUCCAAGAGGGAAUCAGAGGAGAGGAUCCUGGAUCCAGAUAGUUCUGAGAAAGAAGGAGAGGAUUGUUUUAAGUACAAGGAUGAGACGUUCCGAGUGGGGGACUUUGUUUACAUAGAGCCCAGAGAAAAGGGGCUAGAGGCUCAUAUAAUGUGUGUUGAGAAGUUGUACACAGACAACAAUGCACAGGAACAUCUCCAUGGUAACUGGUUCUACCGGCCCAACGAGACGUUCCACCUCGCAAGUCGCAAGUUCCUGGAGAAGGAGGUGUUUAAGAGUGACUUCUACACCAGUAUUCCUAUCUCACAAGUCCUUGGCAAGUGUUACGUGAUGUACGUCAAAGAUUACUUCAAGUCCAAACCAGAGGGGUUUGAGGACAAAGAUGUCUAUGUCUGUGAAUCCAGAUACAGCAAUCGCCACAAAUCCUUCAAGAAAAUCAAGGUGUGGCAGAUCCCGGGCAGGGAGCAGGUGCCCCUUUUGCCCCGGGAGAUCCCCCUAGUCCCGGUGCGAGUGUCCUCAGUGUUCGCCAGUCGCAAGGAGGAGGAGGUGGAUGAUGGGGACACCAGUAUACUGGACAAAGAGAGAAUGGAUGUCCCUCUAGAAAAUCCCAACCCAGAUGAUGGCUACAUUUACUAUGAACAACUGAAAACUUCAUACGGAACCUUUAAAAUAGGUGACACAGUUUAUCUGAAAAACAGCACAGAGGUUCCAGAAAUCAGCCGAGUGGAGAAAAUCUUUGUUAUCAACAAUGAUGUCUACUUCACGGGUACGGCCUUUGUCCGCCCGGCUGACAUCCCUCACUCCCCAACGCGUCUCUUCUACCGGCGGGAACUGUUCCUCAGCUCUCAGGAGACGGUCCAUCCGAUCUCCCGGAUAUCAGGCCGGUGCUGUGUGCUACACCUCAAGGAAUACUGCUGCAGUCGAGUGACUGAAAUCUCAGAGGAAGACACAUUUCUCUGUGAGUCUAAAGUACAGGAGGCUGAUCGAACAGUGAAACGACUCGGGAAGGGACUCAAGAAGUACAACCUGUCUGGCUUGGUGACAGAUGAUGAGAUCUUCUUCUACAAGAAGCCCAUCACCCCACAGAAGGAACCGUCCCCAUUACUGAUGAAGGCGGCCGACGAUACGUUCAUGGACGACUCCCAGGAUUCCACAUUGAUGGACACAUUGGAUGACACCAACAUGUCAUUCGACAUGGAGGCCAGCCACCAGGGGUUCCCAGAAAUCCCCACCCCAAAGCCCACCAAAAAGGGAAAGAAUUCAAUGAAGCGACAGAUAAGUGGCUACAUUGUUUACUCCGGGGAAAUCCGGAAGAUAAUUCAGCAGGAGAAUCCGGAGUGUACAUUUGGAGAAAUCAGCCGCAUUGUCGGGGGCAAGUGGAGAAAUUUAAACAAAGAAGAUAAGGAGAAGUAUGAGGAGAGGGCCAAGAGGAUAGCCGAGGAGCAGUUAGCCAAGCAACAGGAGGCCACCAAGGCCAUGAACGAUUCCCUGCAAGGGCAGUGGGACAGCUCCGGGGGUAAGGGAUCCCCCGCACCCUCCAACAGACCAGGCACCCCUGGUGGCAUGCAGGGACAGUACCAAGGUCACAUGGUACAAGGACUGCACAAUGGGGUGCCUCGACUCCCCCCACACAGUGGGAUGUCGCCGGGGCGACAGUACAUGCCUCCGUAUCACGGCACCCCCACAGGAAUGAGGCCGAUGACGGGAGGAUACCCCAACACUCCGCCAAACAGCAUGCUGCCCGGUCACCUAGCGGGCACCCCUCAGGGUGGUAUGUCUCCCUACAGCCUGACACCCCAUCCCCCUGGCCAGGGGGGAGGGGCUGUCCCUCCUAACAUGUGCUAUAGCAUCUCACCUCCCUCUCUCUCUGCUUCUGGACUGUCAGCACUACAGGAAAUGCUUCGUCGGCCAUUUAAUUCUCCGUCGCCGGGGGCAACUGUCUCGGUAACAACGGCCGAGUUCUACCCCACUGUAGAGACAGGACAACAGAUGGCGCCCCCACCCCCUCCCCCACCCCCACCCAGACCCCCCUCCCCAAUGUUUGUCAGCGUCCCUCCCCGGACCCAGAGACUGCUGCACUCAGAGGCCUAUCUCAGAUAUAUUGAGGGUCUGAGGGCAGACAAACCUUUCAUCAGUGACUGGGACAAAAACCUGACUGCCAACGCAGAGAACACGAGCACCGACCCAAAUCGUCUCCCUGCUCAUUGGCUGGCCGAGGGACCAGGUUACCAUGGGAACACCUCCAACGCUCUGUGGGCAUUACGUGACCUCAUGCUGAAAGACACUCUGAAUAUCUCUAGAACAUUAUCAUUUGAGGCAUUAUGCUCGGGAGGAGACUGUUCAUGGAUCUGUAUAUUUUGUACCUUCUACAUCAUGAACACGGCAAGCUCCACAUAUAGAAUACAUAAGUGUUCUAAGUGUCCGGGGGACACAGGGUACCAUUGUGUAUCGUGUCCAUGUGAUCUGUGUCCCCAGUGUAAAGAGAACCAUGUAAAAGAUCUCAACACAAUAGACCAUGAUGUUGUGUCACACCGUGAUAAAAUCAACUACAUCCCAACAGAAGAAAUCUGUGUGGGACAUCCUAGCAAAGUUUAUGUAAAUUACUGUGAACCUUGUAAACUCCCUGUCUGUUUCCACUGCAGAAAACAUAGAAAUCACAGACAAGUAGAUGUUAACAGAGCAUAUAAAACAAAGCGAGAACAACACAGAGGAACCAUUCACACCAUUAGAAGUGAGGCUCUCUUUUACAGACCGGUUCUCCUUACGGGAAUCGAAGCUGAUUUCAAAACCUGUCGCACAGAAUUCUCCCUCUAUCAAUCAGAGAUGUUAACAAAGGCUAAGACACUGAAGAAUCUAAUAAAUAGAGUGACAAAAAAUUUCAUGUACAAUGUGUUUUGUGACUUUAAUUUCAAACACAGAUGUUUAAAACAGAAGAUAGAAAUGAGCAGACAUAUCAACAGCCUACAGAGAUAUAUACACAGAUUCGAACAGCCAGAAUUCACAUUUAGUGCACUUCAAUUCCUUUCAUCCAUUAAGAAAGCCCUCACCGAGAUUCAUCUCAUGCUCCACACCAGCCAGCUCUCCAUGACUGAGUCACUUAAAAAAGAGGAUGUGAUGGAGGCACUGAGUGCAAUCCAAAUCAAAGAGAAAGGAACCCGACGCGUAGGAAACCAGUGUCUGCUGAAACUGAUGUCUAGUGCUGAGUUUCAUCAAUCUCUCACUGUGACAGGUGUUGAUUGUUCUUAUCACAUUUCCUGUGUGACAUCAGACCGGGUCUGGGUCAGUGAUAGAAACAAUCUCAUCUUGACAAACACAAAAGGUGUGUGUCUUCAUUGUGUGGAGGGUGACUUAUUUAGUGAUAGUGGAUUACACACAGUGACCAAUGAGAGUGAACUAAUUUAUAUAGAUUGGAAUGAUGACAUCAACAAACUUGCAAAGGACAUAAACACGACCAAAACAUUUAUAGAGAAAACAGACUCUACUUGGGAACCACGGUGUGUGCACUGGUCCCCGUCCACUGGGGAUCUACUGGUCGGGAUGUCUAGAAAGGAACCAAAAGAAAAAGAGGAUAAAGAAGAUAGAGACAAUACAGCGGAUACAGAGAUCAUAACAACAUGGACAGGGAAGGUAACCCGGUACGACCAGAGUGGACAACUGACACAAACUAUUCAAUACGACAACACAGGACGGAAAUUGUAUAGAGAUCCUCUCUAUAUAACAGAGAACAAUAAUGGGGAUGUCGUGGUGUCUGACUAUAAAGCUGUAGUGGUGACAGAGCGUGGAGGAAGACAUCUUUUCUCUUACACAGGACAUCCAUCAGGAUCCAAACUAUGGCCACAUGGGAUCUGUACUGAUCCGCUGUCACACAUCCUGGUGUGUGAUGAUUGGACCAACGCAGUACAGAUGUUAGACCAGGACGGUCAGUUCCUGUCAUAUCUACUGAUAAGACCUUCAGGGAUAUUCUAUCCACGUAGCCUGAGUUAUGAUGUCAACACUCACCGUCUCUGGGUCGGAUCACUGUACAACAACACGGUGGUUAUAUACAGGUAUAUCACCAGACAGCUUGCUCUGACAGCCACUGCUGAUGUGACAGAGUCACUAAAUGAAAUCCCAACCACAGGGACAGAAAAACCACAGCAAGUAAACGAGUGUCUGCUUAAAAUGAUGUCCCCUCCUGAGUUACUUCACUCUCUCACAGUAACAGGUGUUGAUGGUUGUUUACACAUUUCCUGUGUGACAUCAGACCGGGUCUGGGUCAAUGGUGGUAGGAAAAAACUCAUCUUGACAGACACAACUAGUGUCCCUCUACAUCGUGUGGAGGGUUCACGUAGUUAUAUAUGUAAAGGAUCACAUACAGUGAACAGUGAGAAUGAACUGAUUUAUAUAGAUAGGAAAUAUAACAUCAACAAACUGUCAAAGGACAUGAAAACAACCACCACAUUUAUAGAGAGAACAGACUCUGCAUGGGAACCACGGUGUAUGCACUGGUCCCCGUCCACUGGGGAUCUACUGGUCGUGAUGUGUAGAGAGGAUUUCAAAGAAGAAGAGGAUUAUGAAGAUACAAAAGAUACAGACGUUACAGAAGAUAUAGAAAAUACAGCCGAUGCAGCCAAUACAGAAGAUACAGACGAUAUAGAAAAUAUAGAAGAAACAGAAGAAAUAGAAGAUGUAGAAGAUACAGAAGAUACAGAAGAUAUAGAAGAUGUAGAAGGUAUAGAAGAUACAGAAGAUACAGACGAUACAGACGAUUCAGACGAUACAGAAGAUAUAGAAGAUACAGAAGAUAUAGAAGAUGUAGAAGAUAUAGGAGAUACAGAAGAUACAGACGUUACAGAAGAUAUAGACGAAAUAGAAGAUAUAGAAGAUACAGAAGAUGUAGAAGAAAUAGAAGAUGCAGAAGAUAUAAAAGAUACAGCCGAUACAGACGAUACAGAAGAUAUAGAAGAUACAGAAGAUACAGACGAUACAGAAUUUAUAACAACAUCGACAGGGAAGGUAACCCGGUACGACCAGAGUGGACGACUGACACAAACUAUUCAAUACGACAACACAGGACGGGAGCUGUAUACUGAACCUAACUAUAUAACAGAAAACAACAAUGGGGAUGUCGUGGUGUCAGACUGUUAUUAUACCAGGUCUGGUGCCAUAUUAGUGACAGAGCGUGGAGGAAGACAUCGUUUUUCCUACACUGGACAUCCAUCAGGAUCAGGACUUGAGCCACGUGGAAUCUGUACUGACCCGCUGUCACACAUCCUGGUGUAUGAUGCUAAAACCGAUAAAGUACACAUCUUAGACAAGGACGGUCAGUUCCUGUCACAUCUUCUGAUAAACCCAUUAGGGAAAUUCGGACCAUGCAGCCUGAGUUAUGAUGUCAACACUCACCAUCUCUGGGUCGGAUCACGGUACAACAGUAGUACGGUGCUUAUAUACAGGUAUAUCACCAGACAGGACACUCUUACAGAUGAGCACACACCCCGACCUGAUGGAGACGCCUUGAUUACUAUAUAUACUCGUAUACACGGUGGCUUGUCAAGAGCUCUAGAAGUAUAAUGGAGAUAGCUUGGAUAUUGACAGGUUGUAAAUGUUUCUGUACAAAUCGUUGUAGAGACUCAUUUAGUAUAUAUGAUUGAACCAGGUUAGAUAUGCAGGAGUUGUCGAAAGAUGAUAAACAUGUUAUAUUAGGUAAUAAGUUAAAUGCUAAAACUGGAACAGUUGUCGAUUUUUACGAUAUCUAAUACGAAAGAAAAGACCUAUUUAGUGAAUUUUUGAAACAAUGGAAACCGAACCAACAUUUACAUACAACGAUCGUCUAAGAAACAAUGAGGACAAACUACAGAAUACAUAUGGAAAACUUCUAAUAGAAUUAUGUAAAUUGGCGUAUUGGUGACAAUUUAACCGGAAAAAUCACAAGCCAAAACUCUAGUGUAGUAGAUUAUUUUCUUUGUGAUUGCUCUAUUUACAAAUAUAUGUCAGAUAUGCUAGUAUUUGAUCAAAGCAGCCUAUUUUCUGACGUCCAUACACCUAUUGUAAUGUACUAAAUUUUACUAAAAAGACAAGCCAAGAUUUUUAAAAAAAUUAACAGUUGACUGUGUUAAAAAAAUUAAAUCAUGGAAUUCCUCUAAUGUACAAUUGUAUAUACAAUCUAUUGAUGGUGACCAAUACAACCAAAUACUGGCACUGUUAGAGAACUGUAAUUUAGACAAUGCCACUGGGGAUGUAAUUAAUGAAAUUGUCGAAAAUUUAAAUAAGAUAUACAUAUGGGUGUUAGAAAAAAUGACCAAGAAAAUCAAACACCAAACAGACGUUAUGAUUCUAAGCCCUGUUGUACAAAUGUAUGCCACAUAGCUCGUGCUUAAUAUAGUAAUAGUAAACUUAUUUCUUUAGAAAACGUACCAACAAUUCCUACAACAAAUAUAAAGAUAAUGAAAAAAUAUAUA
Molecule: messenger RNA, 9709 nt
Organism: Magallana angulata
Lineage: Eukaryota; Metazoa; Mollusca; Bivalvia; Ostreida; Ostreidae
Product: protein polybromo-1-like
Exons: 47
Biological process (GO): chromatin remodeling
Cellular component (GO): RSC-type complex
Molecular function (GO): chromatin binding; protein binding; zinc ion binding
Source: RefSeq, a predicted model, not a curated record